Monodelphis domestica (gray short-tailed opossum) is the source of this 1791-nucleotide messenger RNA. Lineage: Eukaryota; Metazoa; Chordata; Mammalia; Didelphimorphia; Didelphidae. The record is from RefSeq and is a predicted model, not a curated record.
AGAAUGGCGGAAAGCUUUACUCAGCUUUAAUUUGUGAACUAAAGGUUUAAAUUCAAAUAUUUGAGCAAAAUGGAAAAUUCUGCAAAAACAGAAGAUUGUGAAAAGAUCUUUGAAGAUGAAGAGGCAGAUGUAGUUUACAAAACAGAACUCUCUGUCACUGUUAAUGAAAAUUUAACAAUUUCAAAAAGUGAAUCUUCUGAUGAAAAGGACACUAAUAGUGUACAGGAGGUCACACCAAGAAAAAGAAAACUGGAAUUUCAGGAUGAUCCUGAUGUUGAGACUGCAAGUUGUGGGGAAGGCACUCCAUCAAAAACAAGAAAGGUAGAUAAUGAAAUUAUUCUUGAGGAAAGAGCUGCAGCAGGGGAUGAAGAGGGCAUUUCACGAAAGAGAAAGUUAGAAACUGAUGAUGUUUCAAAAGAUGAUACUUCUACUUGUGGAGGUGGCACUCCUUCAAGAAAGAGAAAAUUGGAAGGUGAAGAUAUUCCUGUGAAACGCAAACCCUUAGAAGGACAUGGCGCAACAGUAGCUGCUUACUACAAUGAGCUUCAGGAAGUUGGCUUGGAGAAACGAAGCCAGAGUCGAAUUUUUUAUCUUCGAAAUUUUAAUAAUUGGAUAAAGAGUGUCCUCAUUGGGGAAUUUUUAGAAAAAGUGCGACAGAAAAAGAAACGUCACAUCACUGUAUUGGAUCUGGGAUGCGGGAAAGGUGGAGAUUUACUCAAGUGGAAAAAGGGCAAAAUUAGCAAAUUAGUUUGUACUGAUAUUGCUGAUGUUUCCAUCCAGCAGUGUCAGCAGCGUUAUACUGAAAUGAAGAAUCACUGCCGUGAUCAUGAGUAUAUUUUCAGUGCAGAAUUUGUAACUGCUGACAGCUCAAAGGAACUUUUGACUGAUAAAUUUCGUGAUCCAGAGAUUUGCUUUGAUAUUUGCAGUUGUCAAUUUGUAUUUCAUUACUCAUUUGAGACUUAUGAACAGGCUGAUAUGAUGCUCAGAAAUGCUUGUGGGAAACUUAGUCCUGGAGGAUAUUUUAUUGGUACUACCCCAAAUAGCUUUGAGCUCAUAAAACGCCUUGAAGCUUCAGAAACAGAAUCAUUUGGAAAUGAAAUCUAUACCAUAAGAUUUCAGAAGAAGGGAGAAUAUCCUUUAUUUGGAUGCAAAUAUGAUUUUAACUUGGAGGGUGUUGUGGAUGUUCCAGAAUUUUUGGUUUAUUUUCCUUUGCUGAUUGAAAUGGCAAAGAAGUAUAAGAUGAAGUUAGUGUACAAAAAGACAUUUUUGGAAUUCUAUGAAGAAAAGAUUAAGAACAUUGAAAAUAAAAUGCUUCUAAAACGUAUGCAGGGAUUAGAGCCGUAUCCAGCAAAUGAGAAUGCCAAACUUGCCUCGGGGAAUGUGGGUGAUUAUGAACAUGCUGCAAAAUAUAUGAAAAAUAGUCAAGUUAGAUUACCUUUGGGAACCUUAAGUAAAUCUGAAUGGGAAGCUACAAGUAUUUACUUGGUUUUUGCAUUUGAAAAGCAACCUUGAGCAUAAAACUGAUUUAGUCAAAAAAGGUGGUUUAUUCUACCUUAUACAGAAGUGGAGGAUUCUCAAUAGGCACUAGCAGCUUUGUUUUUAUCUCUUUUUUUCUUUGUUUAUCUCUUCUUUAUUUAAAAAAAAUAGUUUCACACAUGUAGGAUCCUCCAGAAAUCCAAUUAUCAAUCCAUUACUUGCCACUUCUGUGGGAAGAAGGGCCACAAUAUGAUGGAAUGUAGAACCUUUCUUAAGAUGUUUGGAAGGAAUACACAGUUUAAUAAUAGUUUUAGA